Molecule: messenger RNA, 3979 nt
Organism: Cyprinodon variegatus (sheepshead minnow)
Lineage: Eukaryota; Metazoa; Chordata; Actinopteri; Cyprinodontiformes; Cyprinodontidae
Product: BTB/POZ domain-containing protein kctd15
Exons: 5
Coding region: 823-1617 (264 amino acids)
Biological process (GO): protein homooligomerization
Molecular function (GO): protein binding
Source: RefSeq, a predicted model, not a curated record
GGCGCUUUCUGCAGCAGCAUGCAUGCAUGUCCGUAGACGUCAUUUGAUUUUAAUGGCCUGCAGGAAAUUUGGCGUUACAACUCCAGACAUUAAGACAGGAGAGGGAGAGAGAGAGUGAAAGGGGGAUAGGAGGAACACUGAAAGAUAUCAGUUCAAGGAUAACUCUGCGUUUUUUACAUAUUUCCUUUUUUAACCUUAGACAUUAUCAACAAGUUAUGAGUUAAGGAAUAUGGCGGCUCGCUUGGUUUUAAACUUUCCAUCCAGGCUGGAGAUUGAGAAGCCUUCCUGUUAGCUGGACUGCCUGAGGACUUAUUUCAUCAGACCAAAUGACAAUGAUUAAAAUCUGCUCCAUCUAAAUUUGAAUCACUCACUUCCCUGUUUGGAUUUCUACCGUUUUUUUCUAAACCACAACUUCAUGCCGCUCCACUUUUUCCAUCCAAAAAAAAAAAGAGAGAAGUUUUUCUAUCUGUGAACUCAUAAUUUGAGGUAUAGAGGGGUAUCACGUUCUCUUCCUUGAGAAAAUUGCUCAGGCGAGAGAGUGGAGUUGAGCUAAUUGUAGCCUAAUCCCCGGCCCAGAGGCGCUCGGGCAGCCCGGAGCGAGAAUCAUCUUUUUUAGCUCUGCUCUGUUAUUUAGAGAAGGAUUAUUGGCUUUCUUUCCUCUCAUAACAAACCACAGGGGCAGUUUUCAUUUAGGCAAAGAGAAAAAAAAAAGACAGACAAGAGGCAGGAGGGAAAAACGGGAGCGGGAUUCCAACAAGAGCGCACAUUUUUACGCGUUUCCGAAUCAGAGCAGUGAAGGGGGGAAGGAGAUCAUCCUCAUCUAUGUUCAAGGAGGGAAGAAGCAUGUCACGGCUGUCUCUGACCCGGUCCCCGGUCUCUCCCCUGGCCGCUCAGGGGAUCCCUCUGCCGGCUCAGCUGACCAAGGCGAACGCCCCCGUGCACAUCGACGUCGGAGGACACAUGUACACCAGCAGCCUGGCGACCCUCACCAAGUACCCAGACUCCAGGAUCAGUCGCCUGUUCAAUGGUACCGAGCCCAUCGUGUUGGACAGCUUGAAGCAGCACUACUUCAUAGAUCGGGACGGCGAGAUCUUCCGCUACAUCCUGAGUUUUCUGAGGACCAGCAAACUGCUCCUUCCAGAGGACUUUAAGGAUUUCCACCUGCUGUAUGAGGAGGCCCGGUAUUACCAGCUGACGCCCAUGAUCAAGGAGCUGGAGCGCUGGAAGCAGGAGCGAGAACAGCGGCGAAUGGCACAGCCCUGCGACUGCCUGGUUGUCCGGGUCACACCUGACCUGGGUGAGAGGAUCGCCCUGAGCGGAGAGAAGAUCCUCAUAGAGGAGAUCUUCCCUGAGACUGGGGACGUUAUGUGUAACUCUGUCAACGCUGGCUGGAACCAGGAUCCAACGCAUGUCAUCCGCUUUCCCCUCAACGGCUACUGCAGGCUCAACUCUGUCCAGGUUCUGGAGCGUCUUUUUCAGAAGGGCUUCAGUGUGGCGGCGUCGUGUGGAGGCGGCGUGGACUCAUCCCAGUUCAGCGAGUACGUGUUGUGUCGUGAGGACCGGCGGAGCCUCUCAAUCAACACCCCUAUCAGGAUAAAACAGGAACCCCUGGACUAGAGAUUUUUAUGGGGGGGGUGAGAAGGACCCUCCUCAUUAUUCUUCUCCACCUCCUCACUCUCCAUCUUUUCCCGUCGCCUCCAUCUUCACCUCCUUCCCCUUCUCUGCCCCAGCUGGACCACAGCCUCCCCUCCAAGAACAUAAAUAUCAGCAGAGGUGUUCAACCUGACCAGCUCUGCUGAACUCCACGGGGAAUGUAGGACCAAACAAAGGAGGAAAGCAUAAGCAGCAAAAGUUUUUCCGUUCUGUUUGAAAAAUACCCAAAGAAUCUGUUGGACCGUCGGGUGCUUCAGCUUUCUGUUUUUUAGCACAAAUUUACGGACUGAUUCUCCCAAACAAAGAAAACAAUGAAGAGGAAUGGAAACCACCUCUCUUGUCCAGGCCUGUUUCUGUUGGAUCAGGGGCCUGCUGUGGUCCAGGAAAGCUUCGGAUGAUAUCAAGGAUGUCAAGUUAAGGACAUAAUCAUUUUGUGAGGCCCUGAAUCCCCAUGACCCUUUCAAACCUCAGCGGAUUCAGCAUCGUUUGUUAAAUGGUUUCUACGUUUUCUUCCCUCGCUUUGCUGUUUUUUAUCAUGACAUGGUGUAAACAAUUAUUACUAAUAGGAUUAUUUUAAUGUCUCUUCCCACCCCCCGUCUCUAAAAAUGAAGGAUGUACGAACAUUGUAUUCAUUAGGCUUCGAAAGCUUGCAAAGGGAGCGUUUCUUGGCAAUGGCUGCAGAAACUCAGAUGUCUGCAGGCUAUGUGGCAAAAGCAAUAUGACUGGCAAUGAAAAUCGGAGCCAGAAAAAGUCCCAUUGUUCCAACAGGGAUAGAAGAAAGAAAAAAAAAACUCGACGUUUCCAUAAUUUUAUAGUCAAAUGUGUUGCGCACAGAAGAAAGGAAAGCAGCUGUAGAAUUUCUGCUUGUUUGCUCCAAAACAUGUAGUGCCCCUUUUGUUUUUGGCCAAACCUGCUGUUUCAGAUAAUCAAACAAGUUCCAAUAUCAGAGCAAAAGUAUGAGUGAAGGAAAGAAAGAGUCACUGUGUGUUUCCAACACAAACAACUAAGGGCGAUUUAUUAACUUUUGGGUUGUUUUACUUGUUAAACUCUGGCCUGACUAGAGACAGACCUGUUGCUAUAAGAAGACCUGUCUGACUAUAUGAAGUAGGUGAUAAGCUCUAAGACAUCAGGCCCUUAUUUGAUGAAAUGUUAGAACAAAUAGGAAAUGUUUUCACAAUUAUCACUGAGAAACUAGAGCUGAGACAUUUUUUUCUCAAAUGAAUGAAUUUUGUUCUCUGCAGCAUCAUGAUGGGCCACUCGGCUUGUUCUCCAUAACGUCUGGCUUGGUGUCUGUGCUGUGAUUGGACAGGAUUUAAAUAGGGUGGUUUUAGGUUGGAAAAGCGGAGACUCCUCGUGUAUCUGUCCAGGUUGACACCAAGUUUUUGCGAUCUUUCCAAACUUACACCUUGAGCUCUUAUUACUGUCUGCUGUACGUUCAGCUCUCUGCCAGCCCUCAGUCCAUCUUCAGCUCUGGAAGUAAGAACACUUUAAGACUUUUUUUUUGUUCUUGCCACCAAAAGAACAAAAAAAAAAAGUCUCGCUUCUCAUAGAGUAUGUGGCGGCAUUUACCAUUUAAAACUUAAUCAACAUCAUCAUCCAGAAGUGACAAAAAUGUGGCACAGAGGGGAACCCUAGGAGCUCUUGGGCUGAAAAAUAAUAACACAUUUAGCAGGUUAUAAAACAUCACAAUGUCUAAAGCAUGACAUGCCAAACAUUUAGGGUCAGUGUUCGAGAUUUAACAUCAGAAAGGAAACUUGGAAGAAGAAAUCCAUUGUUGACAUUGUUACAUUUCUUACAAAAAACAUUUAAAUUUGCAAAACUGUGAAAUGAUGAGACCAAAAGGCAUGUGUUGUAAAAUGGGCAAAACACCUUGAGGGUACCAUGUUUUUUUUUUCUCUCAAGCAGAAAUCCUGAAGGAAAAUUUCCAGCUGUAUGUCUGGAACCUUAAAGUAAAUGUUUCAGCAGGCUAAUAAUCCCGACCACAAAUAAUAACCCGAGUUAUUAUUUUUAAUAUGUAUAAGUUGCAACUCAGAUGCUUGCUUCCAACAAGUUGUUUGUACUCACAAAACCUACAGAGAGGCUGGAUGAAAAUAUUUCUGCCAUGAAACGUGGAGUGGGAAUCCUCUGCAGUUAUGGAAAAGGAUGGAUUUAUUUCCCUUUAUAAGACUAAAAUCUUUGUUUUAAAAACAGAUUUUUGUAAUUAGUUUGCUCAUCUGAAAAAUUUAAGUGUGCCAAAAAGAGUUAAAAGAGGAAAUCUCUUUAAGGUAGGAAAUACUUUUGAAUGGAUUUUCUUCUGUUUUGCAGCUUUUAGGUUUAUAAUUCAGGU